Messenger RNA from Drosophila kikkawai, 1668 nucleotides. Its product is annotated as probable cytochrome P450 28d2. Gene Ontology annotation, molecular function: oxidoreductase activity, acting on paired donors, with incorporation or reduction of molecular oxygen; monooxygenase activity; heme binding. Lineage: Eukaryota; Metazoa; Arthropoda; Insecta; Diptera; Drosophilidae. The record is from RefSeq and is a predicted model, not a curated record.
GACUGCCCUUGCGACCGGUUGUGUCAUGUGUCCCAUCUGCUGUGUGCUGCUCUCGAUUGCCGUGCUCUUGGCACUGGUCUAUGUGUUCCUCACCUGGAACUUUGACUACUGGAGGAAGCGAGGCAUUAAGACGGCUCCAUCAUGGCCAUUUGUGGGCAGCUUUCCCAGCAUUUUCACUCGCAAGCGGAACAUCGCCUACGACAUAGACGAUAUCUAUCAACAGUACAAAGAGACAGAGAACAUAGUUGGUGUGUUCACCACGCGACGGCCACAGCUGCUGGUUAUGUGUCCGGAAUUUAUACACAAGAUUUAUGCCACCGACUUCCGGAGCUUCCAUGACAACGAACGCGGAAAUUUCGUGGACAAAAAGGUGGAUAAGAUCCUGGGAAACAAUCCUUUUGUUUUGAAGGGGGAUGAAUGGAAGGAGAGAAGGACAGAGAUCACGCCUGGCUUGUCCCCGAACAGGAUCAGGGCCGUGUAUCCUGUGUCCCAAAGUGUCUGCCGAAAGUUUGUGGAUUACAUCAAGCGGCAGCAAAAAAUGGCCACCUCUCAGGGACUGGAUGCCAUGGAGCUCUCUCUUUGCUACACCACCGAAGUGGUUUCCGACUGCGUCCUGGGAAUCUCCGCUCAGAGUUUCACCGACACUCCUACGCCUCUAGUGGGAAUGAUUCAGCGAGUUUUCAACUCUUCCUUUGGAUUUAUCCUUUACAGCGUGGUAGCCAACCUCUGGCCACCAAUACGCAAGUUCUAUAGCGUGGCUCUGUUCACCAAGGAGGCUGAGGAUUUCUUCUUUGACAUCAUGAGACGCAGCAUCGCUUUGAGGCGGGAGAAACCGACGCAGCAACGCGAUGACUUCCUGAACUAUAUGCUGCAGUUGCAGGAGAAGAAGGGCCUGGAUACAGUGGAGUUGACCUCGCACACAAUGACUUUCCUUACGGAUGGAUUUGAGACUACGGCUCUGGUGCUGUCUCACACUCUGUUGUUGCUGGGACGACAUCCAGAGGAGCAGGAAAAGGUUCUGAGGGAAAUUGGGAAGGCAGAUCUGAGCUUCGAGCAGCUGUCUGAGCUGUCCUACCUGGAAGCCUGCAUUCAUGAAACAUUGCGUUUGUUUUCGCCGCAAGUUGCUUCUCGCAAACUGGUAACCGAAUCCUACGACUUUGUGAACAAAAACGGAGUCACCUUGCGGUUGAAUCCUGGGGAUGUGGUCAUAGUACCCGUGAAAGCUCUGCACCAUGAUCCACAGUAUUAUGAGAAUCCGGAGGCCUUUAAACCUGAGCGUUUCCUGGAUGCCAAUGGCGGCGUGAAGAAGUACCGGGAUAUGGGCGUCUAUCUGCCCUUUGGCGAUGGACCGCGUAUCUGUCCAGGCAUACGUUUUGCUCUCACUCAACUCAAGGCAGCUCUUGUGGAGAUCGUAAGGACUUUUGAGAUCAAGGUUAAUCCCAAGACACGCUCCGAUGAUCAGAUAGAUGAUACAUUCUUUAUGGCUACCCUAAAGGGGGGGAUCCGGUUGGAUUUUAAAGAGCGCCAGUGAAUUUUAUUAAUUUCAAAACAAUAAUGUUAAAAGGGACACAUAAAAAGUAUAAUUUACUAUAUUUUAAAUAAAAACAAGAAAGAAAGCUAACUUUGGCCAGCCAAAGUUUGUAUACGUUUGCAGGUAACAAUUAAAAU